This is a messenger RNA of Frieseomelitta varia, 1291 nucleotides long. Its product is annotated as odorant receptor 22a-like. Lineage: Eukaryota; Metazoa; Arthropoda; Insecta; Hymenoptera; Apidae. Gene Ontology annotation, biological process: sensory perception of smell; detection of chemical stimulus involved in sensory perception of smell. The transcript is spliced from 9 exons. The record is from RefSeq and is a predicted model, not a curated record. Gene Ontology annotation, molecular function: olfactory receptor activity; odorant binding. Bases 53 to 1234 code for a protein of 393 amino acids. Gene Ontology annotation, cellular component: plasma membrane.
UUUACUUUUGCUGAGGAUCGUAUGUACAUUUCAAUAUCCGACUACACAUUCUAUGACUAUGAGUUGGCAGACAGUUGAAGAUCAAUAUCUCAGAGACAACAAAUUUUUCGCGCAGUUAGUCGGUGUGUGGCCAUAUCAGGAAAGGUUCACUAAAUUUUCUAUACGGCUUGUUAUAUUUGUUUUAGUCAUUAUUGCCCUUGCAACCCAGGCAUCUCGGGUAAUAGUAUCUUAUAGUAUAGACGCGCUGAUGGAUGAAGUGGUGUAUCUAGUUAUAACUGUAACAGUUCCAAUUAAACAGUAUAACUACAUCCUGAAUGAGAAGAAGCUGGAAGAACUUUUAAGAGAAAUUGUGUUCGAUCAUCUGAUGGAACGACCGAAGAAGGAAAUGGAAAUUUUGGACACAUACUACAGGAAGGCGCUAAUAUUUUCUUUUAUAUAUAAAGCCAGUAUAUCCACAUCAGCCUUGACGUUUAUCCUCAUACCGGCCAUACCACCUAUUUUGAACAUCAUAGCUCCCCUGAACGAGUCACGGGGCCGCGAAUUCGUCUACCCCGCUUAUUUUUUCGUUGAUGAACAACGAUAUUAUUAUCCUAUACUGGUGAAUAUGAUAAUAUCAGCACUAGUACUUGCGUCUGUAUAUAUCGCCUGUGAUGUAAAUUUGAUACAUCUCAUACAUCAUGGGUGUGCUUUGUUGGCCAUCAGCGGAUAUCGUUUCAAGCACGCGUUAGACGAUGUGAAUCUAUAUGAUGAAAAGUACAACGAUGCGUUAAUGCAUGAAGCUUACGCGAAGGUGUGCCGAUCUAUCGAAGGUCACAAAAGAGCUGUCGAAUACGUGGAGAAAAUCGACGCCUGCUACGUGCAUUAUUUCUUCGUACUAUUGGGCAUAAUAAUCACAGCAUUCACAUCUACUUUUAUUAGGUUAUCGACGAUGGAAAUGGAUACCAGAUACUUCACGUUUUGUAUAUUCACUUUUGCGCAACUGGUCCAUCUGUUAUUUCUGACGAUUAUGGGUCAAAUUGUGGAAAAUUCCAACAACGAAGUUUCUCAUAAAAUAUACGAAGCCAAUUGGUAUACUGGUUCAUCGAGAACGCAGUUAUUGUACGUACUGGUGUUGCGAAAAUGUUUAAAUCCACCUGCGCUAUCAGGUGGAGGAUUGGUCCCUUUAAAUUUGUUCAGCUUCGUGCAGGUUCUCAAAGCAUCUUUUUCGUAUUUCACAGUUUUUAGGUCUGCAUAAUUCGAAGAGAAAGUAAUUCGGACUGCAAGCUUUAAUGUACUUAGACAACUGACGUUA